Molecule: messenger RNA, 1599 nt
Organism: Agelaius phoeniceus (red-winged blackbird)
Lineage: Eukaryota; Metazoa; Chordata; Aves; Passeriformes; Icteridae
Gene: CBX2
Product: chromobox 2
Biological process (GO): negative regulation of transcription by RNA polymerase II
Cellular component (GO): PRC1 complex; heterochromatin
Source: RefSeq, a predicted model, not a curated record
AUGGAGGAGCUGAGCAGCGUGGGAGAGCAGGUCUUCGCCGCCGAGUGCAUCCUCAGCAAGCGGCUCCGCAAGGGCAAGCUGGAGUACCUGGUCAAGUGGCGAGGCUGGUCCUCCAAGCACAACAGCUGGGAGCCCGAGGAGAACAUCCUGGACCCCCGGCUGCUCCUGGCUUUCCAAAAGAAGGAGCAUGAGAAGGAAGUGCAGAAUCGGAAGAGGGGCAAGAGGCCCCGGGGCAGGCCCAGGAAGAACGUGGAACCAGAGAUGCCCACAAAAACUAAGUCAAGUAGCUCCUCUUCCUCCACAUCCUCCUCUUCCUCCUCCUCCGAGGAAGAGGAUGAGAGUGAUCUGGAAGCAAAGAGAGGUCCCCGCAGCAGAGAGACACACCCGGUGCCACAGAAGAAAGCUCAGAUCCUGGUGGCCAAGCCCGACAUGAAGGACGCUUCCAGGAAGAAGCGUGGCCGGAAGCCUCUUCCCCCAGAGCAGAAAGCAGCCCGAAGGACCGUGAACCUGACAAAGGUGCUGAAAACGUCCCGGAAGGAGGCGGGGGGCAGCGCCAAGCUGGUGGGGAAGCUGCAGCCCCAGCACAGCACGCAGGGCUCGGGCCUGGCCAUGCUGAAGGACCCCCCGGGCGCCCUGGCUGGGCUCAGCUCGGGGGGCUCCUCAGGGGAGAACCUGCCCAACGUGAUGAAGAGUGGCUCGGCCAGCCCCAGCCAGGCCAUCAGCUGGCAGAGCUCCAUCGUGCACUACAUGAACAGGAUGUCCCAAAGCCAGGCUGCGGCCGAGAGCUCAGCUCUGGGCAGGCUGGCACUGAAGGCACAGGCAGCCAGUAAGGGCAGCUUAGGGCUGGACUUGAAAAUGAGGAGCCAGAAGGGCUCUGGGGAGCUGGGGCUGAACGCGCAGGGACCCAAAACUGCAAAGGCUUCUGGCAGCAGCGCCGGAGGGGAGCAGAAGUCGGGGUUUGCUGCUGGAGGCCAGAUGCUGCCCAACGGCAGCAAGACAGCAUCGAGCUCCUCCGGGGCCAGCAGCCAGGCAGCCUCCAGCCAGGAGCUGAACCUGCAGGCUCUGAACCUGCAGAGUGUCAGGAACGGGCCCAGCGGGAGCAGCGGCCCCCGGCACCUCUGCGGCUCCCUGGCCAAGGGCUCUGCCGGCAGCGCGGCCCCUGCGGGCGCCAAGGGCGCUGGCGGUGCCAAGGGGGGCACGGCAGGGGCCGGGCUGAAUGCUGCCAGUGCCGCUGCGCUGCCAGGGGGGGACGGAGGCAAGAGCAAGAAGCAGACACAGCGGGCAGGGGACAGGGACUCGGCCAAAGGUGGCUCCGCGGGCGCUCCAGAGGGACACGCGGCCACCGAGGGCCGCAAGGCCCCCGCGCUGUCCGAAGCCAGCACCGGCGAGGACACCAGCUCAGAUUCGGACCGGGAUUCGGCCUCCCUCCCAGGUGUGGCUCAGAACAUGUCUGUGUCCAUCCAGACCAGCCAGGACUGGAAACCCACGCGCAGCCUGAUCGAGCACGUCUUUGUCACCGAUGUCACCGCCAACCUGAUCACAGUGACGGUCAAGGAGUCCCCCACCAGCGUCGGGUUUUUCAACCUGCGGCAAUACUGA